CGAAGGGGGAUUAUUCUCACUAAUAACCAUGUGGUCAAACCAGGACCUGUUGUUGCCGAAGCAAUGUUUGUAAAUCGAGAAGAAAUAACCGUGCAUCCUAUAUAUAGAGAUCCGGUUCAUGAUUUUGGCUUCUUUCGUUACGAUUCUGAUGCAAUUCAAUUUUUAGACUAUGAGGAGAUUCCACUUGCCCCAGAGGCCGCUUGUGUUGGCUUAGAAAUCAGGGUUGUUGGUAAUGAUAGUGGAGAGAAGGUUUCCAUAUUGGCUGGAACUCUUGCUCGUUUGGAUAGGGAUGCCCCUCAUUAUAAAAAGGAUGGCUAUAAUGACUUCACCACUUUCUACAUACAAGUAUGUAUUAUAUUCUUCAUGGAUCCAUUGGUUUAG
This is a messenger RNA of Hibiscus syriacus, 381 nucleotides long. Its product is annotated as protease Do-like 7. Lineage: Eukaryota; Viridiplantae; Streptophyta; Magnoliopsida; Malvales; Malvaceae. The record is from RefSeq and is a predicted model, not a curated record. The coding region runs from base 64 to 381 and encodes 105 amino acids. The transcript has 5 exons.